This is a messenger RNA of Phragmites australis (common reed), 687 nucleotides long. RefSeq lists its product as uncharacterized. The record is from RefSeq and is a predicted model, not a curated record. NCBI's taxonomy places the organism in Eukaryota, Viridiplantae, Streptophyta, Magnoliopsida, Poales, Poaceae. The transcript has a single exon. The coding region runs from base 1 to 687 and encodes 228 amino acids.
AUGAGCUCCUCCUCUUCUUCUUCGUCGUCUGCCUCCGACAACUCUGACGCCGAGUCGCUGCUGCCACACACGCUCCGCGUACAGACCGAGCCUGCUGCCCCGACCGUCGUCCACGGCAUCAACAUCCAGUCGCGCGUCCCGAUCAUCCUCGAUCUCAACGACGCCAACUACACUGCCUGGGCUCGUUCCUUCUCUGCCAUCUUCGGCCAGUACGGUCUCCGCGAACACGUCGAUGGCACUGCGGCCAAGGGCGACAACGACUGGGUGCAGAAUGACUGCGCCAUCGUCUCCUGGUUCUACAACCGCAUCUCCCCCGAGCUCCUCGCCAUCGUCUCGGAGGACGCCGACACCGCCUACUCCCUCUGGACCGGCGUGCGCUCCCUGUUCCGCGACAACACGGACACGGGUGCGGUCUACCUCGGCGCCGAAUUCCGCAAUUUCUAUCAAGGCGAUCUCCCGGUGCUCGACUACUGCUCCCGCAUGAAGGUGAUGGCCGAUCGCCUUGGCGGCCUCGGUGCUCCGGUCAACGACAAGGACCUGAUCUACAACAUCGUCCGCGGCCUCAACCCCCGUCUGCACCAUGCCAUCCCCCACAUCACGCUGCGCCGGUGCCUUCCGUCGUUCCUCAAGACGCGCUCCAUGCUACAGCUCGAGGAACACCGCAUCAACGAAUCGGAGAAACUCUAG